Molecule: messenger RNA, 1648 nt
Organism: Hibiscus syriacus
Lineage: Eukaryota; Viridiplantae; Streptophyta; Magnoliopsida; Malvales; Malvaceae
Product: replication stress response regulator SDE2-like
Exons: 3
Coding region: 92-1453 (453 amino acids)
Cellular component (GO): nucleus
Molecular function (GO): protein binding
Source: RefSeq, a predicted model, not a curated record
ACCAAUUCCCAACCCUAAUUUCCUCUCGAUCCCCAAAUUCGUUUUAGACGGAACAAAGAAGUUUUUCUCUCAAAUCACGAAAGUAUCGGUUAUGGAAGAUCAUCAAAUUAUUGGAAACGAUAUCAACAACAAGGAUCUCAACCCAAGGCAGCUACAGCUGUUCGUUAAACUUCUCAAUGGCGGGACUUUGUCGCUCCAAUUCCCGACCCCUCAAAUCCAAGUCGGCGAUGUCAAGCACCGAAUUCAUGAAAUUACCAAAAUCCCUAUCAACUUCCAGCGCCUGAUUCGCGGCCAUCAACUCAAUGACGAUUCGCAGAUUUCCCACUCCAACGCCACCCUCAAUCUCUCCCUCCGGCUUAUUGGUGGCAAAGGAGGUUUCGGAUCGCUGCUACGUGGCGCAGCCACGAAGGCUGGGCAAAAAAAGACGAGCAAUUUCGAGGCGUGCCGAGACAUGAGCGGGAGGAGGCUGAGGCAUGUGAACGCGGAGAAGAGGUUGGAGGAGUGGAAAGCGGAGGAGGAACAGAGGAGAUUGGAGAAGAUCGCGGAAGACUUUAUUAAGAAGAAAGCAAAAACUGGGAAAAAGGGUGUUGGAGAUGGAGAGGCCGAGAAGUAUGUAGCGAAGUAUAGGGAGCAAUCAGCUAGGUGUGUGGCGGUGGUUGAAGAGUCCGUUAGGGCAGCGUGCCAAAAUGGAAAGCGGAAGGCGGUGCCAGGAGGAGCUGACCCCAAAAAAUUGAAGAUUUGGAUGGGGAAAAGGAAAGUGGAUGAGAGUGAGAGUGAGAGUGAGAGUGAUAGUGAUGAUAGCAGUGAGGAUGAAGAAGAGAAUGAGAAAUCUGUAGUUUUGAACAAUGGGAAUCAUUCUGACUCUAGCAAAGGAACCGAGGAGAGUUCUGGUUUGGUUUCGGGGGGAAAUCAGGAUAUUGUCCAUAUGGAAUGUUCAGGUGGAGCCUCAAGUGAGACUGGCUCUGAGGAAGAGAAAGAGGUUGUUCUGCAGCAAAGCUCGGAAUCUUGUGGUGAUGAUGCUCCUGCCAUGGUUGAAGCAGAUGCCGGAAGUGAAGCAGCUCAAGCUGAUGAGAUGCUGGAACAUAUUGGAACUAAAACGGAAGAUCCGGCGGAAAUCUUUGGUCAACAUUCCAGUGUUCCAGUUGCAGAAAAUGGAGGAGUUGGAAGUGAACUUAAUAAUGAAGUCAAUUGCUCUUCUAAACCAGAAUCAGAAGUUCACAAAGAAACAUUUGUUUCAAAUGCUAACAUUACAGAACCAGAAAAGCCAUUGAACUUUAACGACUUCAAUUCUUCAGAGGAAAUGGAGGCUCUUGGAUUGGAGCGGCUGAAAUCGGAACUGCUGGCACGUGGAUUAAAAUGUGGUGGUACAUUGCAAGAGCGAGCUGCCCGUCUUUUCUUGUUAAAGUCUACCCCUUUCGAUAAGCUUCCAAAGAAGUUGCUUUCAAAGAAAUGAAAUAACCAUGUAAUAGGGUAUUGCUAAGGAGUGUUCUUUUUAUCAAACCAAGAAAUGUGUAUAUUUCUCGUCAUGUUUAAUAAUGUAUGACUUGGUUCUUGUAAGGUGAAACCCUGUUAGGUAAAAUUGAUUUCACUUUGCCUAAACUGAAUGUUUGGAUUUGUGGAAUCUUAAAUGUUCCAACAUUGAUGUGCA